Molecule: messenger RNA, 1002 nt
Organism: Nanorana parkeri
Lineage: Eukaryota; Metazoa; Chordata; Amphibia; Anura; Dicroglossidae
Exons: 6
Coding region: 1-723 (240 amino acids)
Source: RefSeq, a predicted model, not a curated record
AUGCGCACGGCAACUGUGCAAAGCUUCAAGUCCGGAAGUGAGGUUGGUGUCCCACUGUCUGUUCCCCUCCUCAGGUUGGUGUCUGUUCCCCUCCUCAGGUUGGUGUCCCAGUGUCUGUUCCCCUCCUCAGGUUGGUGUCCCGGUGUCUGUUCCCCUCCUCAGGUUGGUGUCCCCGUGUCUGUUCCCCUCCUCAGGUUGGUGUCCCGGUGUCUGUUCCCCUCCUCAGGUCCCUGUCCCAGGUCCCUGUCCCCGCUGUAUUCGGUCCCAUCUCUGUGCCGGUCCACCUUAAUCGGGAGGCUCCGGGCCGCAGCCAAUCACCGGCAGGGGGCGUUUAAAUCCCCCUCCGGGCGCCAUAUUGGCCAGACGGUGCCCUGCAGUGGGAGGAGGCGGGGCCCGACACGCCCGAAUUUUACCGCCGCCCGGUGCACCGCAAACCGACCAAGAAGAGAAGCGGCCCGCACACGGAGCCCCCCUCCGCCAGCUCACAGGCGACACACAGAACAGAUGCUGGAGAGACAUCGGACGGAAGCUCGACGCCACUGCCCGAGCAGACCCCGAAGAAGAGCCGACCCAGCACGUAGAGGAUUCGGGAUCCAGCCUCCCCCCUUCCCCCAGUGCCGGCUGACCCCCUGCCCGCUCAGCCCCCGGACUCUGUCACUGGCGGAAGCGUCCUGCAGAGCACUGAUACAGAGUAACACUACAGAGGACGGGCAUCGCAUGUAGCAUUGUACAACUUUGCACCUUCCACUUCUCUUACUGCCCCGCGAGACUCUGCCCGCUCCCCCCUCCCUUCCUCUUGUGUAGCACAUAAAAGGUUUUAGAGAGGGGAGGUUGGGAGGGGGGAUGACGCGCAGGUGAGACAAGUGUCGCGCUGAUCGCAGCGAAGAGAAACAUUGGAGCUCGAGUACGAGAUCACCUGACUGAUUUUUGAAUUCUUCCACAAGGCCAGGCCUGUUAUACAUUGUAGAGAUGGGGGAAUUUAUGGUUGCUGGUGCGCCACAU